CGAAGGGCGCGGGAAGAAAGCUCCCGGGGAGGAAGGUACAGAUUAGCACGUGGUUCCUGCCGGAACCAAUGAGGGUCAGCGAUCUCGGCCUCGGUCACCCGGCCGGCAGGGAUGGCCCAGAGGAAGGCGCAGUACAGGACACUGGGCGUCUGCCCGCUGUGCUUGCAGCGACAAGAGGGGAAGCUCAGGGCGACACCCAGAGGGUGACCGGGGACACCCCAGCCCCGCCUCCUCCGCCUUCGGGAUGCCGCUGAACCCUGUCACCUCCACCCCCUUCUCGGUCAAUGAUAUCCUGAGGCUGGAGCCAGAGCAGAUAGAUCCCGAAUUCUUGCAACUCCAGGAGGCACCGGGGAGCCCUGAAAGCUUUCAGUGCCAGCGACCGGUCCCAGAACCGCGAAAGUCAGAGGUUCACAGCACCUGCAGCGCCCGCGGCGGAAACAGCGACAGAACCGACGAGUCGGGGUGUCCUGGUGGUCCCCCCGAGACGCUCGCAGAGAUGGACUCAGAACGCGUGGAGGAGCCACAGCCGGGCCUCAGCGCAGCCUCGCCCCUCCGCGGCGGGACCAGGGGGCCAGAGCUCGGCGUCGGCGACCCCGGCAGCGGCGCGCGCGGGACCGUCCCCGAGCAGCCCAAGGCGCGCCAGCGGCGGAAGCCCCGCGUGCUCUUCUCGCAGGCGCAGGUGCUGGCGCUGGAGCGGCGCUUCAAGCAGCAGCGGUACGUGUCGGCGCCCGAGCGCGAGCACCUGGCCAGCGCGCUGCAGCUCACGCCCACGCAGGUCAAGAUCUGGUUCCAGAACCGGCGCUACAAGUGCAAGAGACAGCGCCAGGACAAGUCCCUAGAACUGGCGGGCCACCCCCCGGCGCCGCGCCGGGUGGCGGUGCCCGUACUGGUGCGGGACGGCAAGCCCUGCCUGGGCCCCGGCGCGCCGGCUUUCUCGGGCCCCUACGGCGCCGCCUCGGCGCCCUAUUCCUGUUACGGCGGCUACGCGGGCGCCCCAUACGGCGCCGGCUACGGCGGCGGCUACGCGGGCGCGCCCCCGGGUCCUGCGGCGCCCGCACCCCUGGCCAGCGCGGGUUUCGGCGGGGGUGGCCCCGGCGCCGGCCCGCAGAGCCACCUGCCCGCCGCGCUGCAGGGCGUCAGGGCCUGGUGA
Herpailurus yagouaroundi (jaguarundi) is the source of this 1150-nucleotide messenger RNA. RefSeq names its product NK2 homeobox 6 (gene NKX2-6). Gene Ontology annotation, molecular function: DNA-binding transcription factor activity, RNA polymerase II-specific; RNA polymerase II cis-regulatory region sequence-specific DNA binding. Gene Ontology annotation, biological process: cell differentiation; regulation of transcription by RNA polymerase II. The transcript has 2 exons. Gene Ontology annotation, cellular component: nucleus. The coding region runs from base 245 to 1150 and encodes 301 amino acids. The record is from RefSeq and is a predicted model, not a curated record. Lineage: Eukaryota; Metazoa; Chordata; Mammalia; Carnivora; Felidae.